Cynoglossus semilaevis (tongue sole) is the source of this 1810-nucleotide messenger RNA. It is a transcript of the gene crlf3, whose product is annotated as cytokine receptor-like factor 3. The transcript has 10 exons. The coding region runs from base 1 to 1368 and encodes 455 amino acids. Lineage: Eukaryota; Metazoa; Chordata; Actinopteri; Pleuronectiformes; Cynoglossidae. The record is from RefSeq and is a predicted model, not a curated record.
AUGAAUACAAAAAUUUUGAAACAGGAGGUUUUGGCUGUGACAUUAAAAAUGGACACUUUGUUGAAAGAGGCAAAAGAAAGCAUUGAAGCGGCACAGAACUACCGAAGUGAACUACAGCUUCGUCUGCAUGGCCUCAGCCAGGCUCGCACUCAGGUUCAGGGUAGCUCAUGUCAGGCCCGCGAGGCCCUCCGGAGGCACUUCCUGGAGCUGCAGGCAGCCGUGACCCGGUUGCUGUCAGAACGUCUGACCACCCUCCUAUCUGAAGUGGACACCAUUGAGGCCGAAAGUGUCAAACCACUAGAUGAGUGUCAGAGCCUAAUAGAGCAUGGUGUGAGCCAGGCGGACGAGCUGCUUAGAGAGGGUGAAGCAGCUCUGCACUGCGUUCCUGGGGAGGACAAACUAGGCACUUUUAAUAAGAAGGCCAUGCACAUCCAACUGGACAGUCUACCAGAGGUACCUGCAUUGGUGGACGUGCCGUGUGUUGCAGCCCAGGUGGACAACUCACUUCUGGUGCUUCUGAGGGACCAGGUCUCCCGCCAUGGCUCUAUCUUCUCUCAACCACCAGUGCAGAUAGAGGAGCUGCAAGAAAGACCAGGCGGGAUCAUGGUCCGCUGGUGUAAAGUCAGUAAAAAUACAUGGUGCAUUUUAACACCCGUUCCAAGUCAUUUGAGCCACCACAGCAGUAGUCUGCGUUGGGCUCAGGAGUUCAGGCACAGGGAUCCCUCUGUAUACUACAUUUACUUUAGCAAUUUUCAGUACAUCCUGGAAAUACAUCCACUGCUUGAUAUUUCUACUAGAUGUUUAUGGCAGUAUCUUAUAUGUAGAUUUGAAAAGUGUGUGUGUGUGUGUGUGAUCAUGAUAGAGUGGUGCCCAGGUACUGAGGGCUACGUCCUGAGCAGCAGGAGAAACAUUGCCCUGCGCCAUGACUCCUCCCAAACGAAAUGCCAAGUUCUUUACUCCAAAGCUCCUACAUACUACUGUGGCCAGACACUGACUUUCAAGAUCUCUGCAGCAGGUCAAAUGGACCGAAAGGACAGCCUGGGUGUGUGCGUGGACAAUAAGAAAGGGGAGGAGUCACUUCAACGAGACCAGGCUGUCUGCGUUUCUUCCAAUGGUGCUGUUACUGUUAAUGGUAAAGAGAUGACCAACCACCUUCCGGCCAUUACCACAGGAUCAUCCGUGACCUUUGACAUGGAGGUGGUGAACCUGCUGCCGCAGAGCGACGGCUCUGGCCUCAAACUCAGAGUGACCAUCGGUUCUGGGAACCGGGAGGUGGUGUUUGAUUGGCUUGUGGACCAGGCGACAACGGACUGCCUCUUUUUCGGCUGCUCCUUUGUCCACACGGGCUGGAAGGUUCUGGUGUUUUAAGGAGUUAUUGUUUUGCUUAAACGAGUGGCAGAACACGCUGCGAUCAGCUGUCACGUCGGACCUGGAAAUAGUCCAGCUUUUCCUCACAGUGCACAUUCGCCACCGUUCCUUUUUCCUUCUCCUUCCUUGUGGUAAAGUGCUCACAAGGACAACUGUGACAACAAAACGACCCGAAGAGUACGUUUUCCUCAGGCAUGAUGCAAUUCUGCGGCCUUUUAAAACACAGUGGAGCGUCCAAUAACAGUGACUCACGUCAUCUAUUUCUGUCAGUAGUGCAGUGCAGUAAGACCGGAUUACGGAAUUGAAAGUAUGAAUAAGGACAAAAAGUGUUGGUACCUCUAUGUAGGACAAGUUGAAGUUAAUCUAAUUAGUUCUAUAUUUGGAUGUUUACUAAAAUGAUUGGCAAUACUUCAAAGUGAAUAAAAAGAUAAACCAAUGGUAA